AUGUCGCCAACUAAACGAAAAUUUGAAAAUAUCAGCUACAAACUCAGUCACAGAAAGAAAUUACUUAAUAGACGCCGGAUGGUAGUGAAUAUAGAGUUUGCAUUGGCCAUGUUGGGUAUUAUAUUGAUGUUAAUAGAAACUGAAUGUUUUAUAGAUAUUCCUGGAUUUACUAAGGCUGAUCCCGUGUCUGUGAUUUUAAAAUCCUUCAUAUCAAUUUCUACGUUUUUUCUGAUAAUAUGUGUUAUAUCAUAUCAUAUUGUCGGCAUCCAAAUCAGAAUGACAGAUGGAAGUUUGGAGGACUGGAGACUUGCUCUCAGUUCGUGGACCUAUGUAAAAAUUGCUACAGAGGUUAUCAUAUGUGCUAUUCAUCCGAUACCAGGUGAUAUCAGCUUCCCAUAUGCUGCUAAAAAUGCUCCCAAAAGAGUCUCAAUAGACGCUUUCCUGUCGGUUCUGAUGUUGUUAAGAUUAUAUUUAGUAGGAAAGUUCGUUGUCAUCCACAGUCGCUUACUGACUGAUACCUCUACACAAAGUCUAGGAGCUCUAAAUAAGGUCAAGAUCAACACAGGAUUUGUCUUCAAGGCUUUAAUGUCCGAAAGACCAGGCAGCAUGUUAGUCGCGUUGAUGUUUGCGAUCUUCGUCAUCAAUAGUUGGGCAUUACGUACUUGUGAAGUUUAUUAUCAUCCCGAUCAUGAACAUAGCGAUUUCACUAACGCAAUGUGGCUAAUAGCCAUCACAUUUCUCACAAUCGGCUAUGGUGAUAUAACGCCGAAUAGCGAAUGUGGUCGUUUCAUUGCAGUAGAGACUGGUCUUAUGGGUGUUGGUAUCACUGCUCUGUUGGUAGCUGUACUUGCUCAAAAACUCGAACAAACGCGAUCUGAAAAAUAUGUUCAUACUUUCGUCAAUCGAGUGAAGCUCGACAACGCUCAGAAACACGCUGCUUCUAAUGUGAUUAAACAAGUUCUCUCUUUGUGGAGAAUAAAACGAAGGGGGAUAAAAGAUGAUAAAUAUAGAAUACGUGUGUAUGGGAAGAUGCUACAAGCUCUACGAGAAAUGAGAGCUGCGAGGAAUGGAAAAGCGAUCAUUGGAGAAACGUCAAUAGGUAUUAUUGAAGUUUCUAAAAGUGUGAAUGACGUUUUUGAUAUAACAGAAACAAUACAAACUGAACAAAGGGAGAUAAAAAGUAGACUAGAUGGUUUAGAAAAUACUGUGAAAACUAUAAACGAUAAACUAGAUAUCAUCUUGAAUUCUUCUCGUCGAUAG
Molecule: messenger RNA, 1260 nt
Organism: Lottia gigantea (owl limpet)
Lineage: Eukaryota; Metazoa; Mollusca; Gastropoda; Lottiidae
Exons: 1
Coding region: 1-1260 (419 amino acids)
Biological process (GO): potassium ion transmembrane transport
Cellular component (GO): neuron projection; neuronal cell body; plasma membrane
Molecular function (GO): calmodulin binding; small conductance calcium-activated potassium channel activity
Source: RefSeq, a predicted model, not a curated record